CUGACGUGGGGCUCGAUCUCACAACCCUGAGAUCAUGACCUAAGCCGAAAUCAAGAGUCCAUCACUUAACCGACUGAGCCACCCAGGCGCCCCUGACUCUAAAUUUUAAAAUAGAAUGUUUCCGAGAAAGGUUAUGUUCCCUGUUAUAAUGUGUUAAUCUUAAAGCCUAAACUACUAGUAGUAUUGAAGGCACAUGUUCAGAACUAAUUGUGUAGCAUUUGGCUGCUUCUUUUCAGGGAAACUUUUAAAAGCAGAGUAUAUCCUGAGCAGUCUAAUAAGCAACAACGGAGCAACAGGUAAGGUGCUUUCAUAUCUUCACAACGACCUUCACCUGCAGUAUCUACUGGAGUUCUAGUUUAAAAGCAACUGAAUGACCUAAUAGUUACUCUACACUAGACGUCUCCAGAACUCCCUGAAAUUUGAGUAGCAAAUCAUUCAAACCUUCAGAUAUCUUGUCUGAAUUUCUGGACAUUAAAGUCAAUAAGUUUCCCAGUAAAUUGAACACAAUUUCCGGAGAUUUUUAAUCCCAGUGUGCUUGGAUCCAAGGUUCCCAAGCUCCUUGAAACUUGUAGACAUUUCCAGUGGGGAGGCAGUUUGGAAUACAGAUAUUGACCAUACACCCCUCAUUUAUGGCUACCAUCACUAACCUAUGAUAUGCACACAUCCCAUCUUCCAUACCACACACACACACACACACACACACACACACAUGCUGGGAUUAGAAGCUCAGGAGAAUAGAGAACAUGAUGUGACACAGAAUCAAGGAGGAUGUGAUAAUGAAUUUGACUCUAUUUUUGGUGUUUGACCACUGACACUUUUCAGGCCCCAGCCUUCCCCCAUCCACAUUUUCCCAUAACUGGACAGGCUGGCGGGGGGUGGGGGUUGGUUUGGUUUAAACUCACUAAUCAAUAAAUUGAGCAUACCUUGUGGGAGACUUUACCCCAGCCCCAGACCCCAAUCACAAUAAAAACCAAAGCCACUCACCACUCUUCACUCAUGUCAAAUGGACCAGCUUGGGUGCCUGCCUACUCUCCUCAAAAAGCCUCAUUACAUGAGUACUAAAUCUUUUCAUACCUUCUUGGUGUGCACGUGCAGUCAUCAGUCUCGACCUCCAAGCCAAUUUUGGGUGGACCGGAAGGAGGAGCUGUUCUCCUCAGGAACCAGAGGGAAGCGGGUCCCAGGCAGAGGUACCUGGCUAUAUAGAAAUGAAAGCGACAAGGUCCUGGUGCAGUCAGUCUGCAUACAGAUCAGAGGGCAAAUUCUGCAAAAGCUAGGGAUGUGGUACGAAGCAGCAAAGCUAAUCUGGACCUCCAUCAUAGGGUACCUGACACUUCUGCAGCCAGAUAGAAAGGGUAUUUCCACAUCACUAGGUAUACUGGCAGACAUCUUUGUUUCCAUGAGCAAAAAAGAUUAUGAAAAGUUUAAAAACAAUCCACAGAUUAACUUGGUAAUUAUCACACGUCAAAACCACAGUGCAGAGUGGUAUCACCUUACAAAACUGCCAGCGUUUUUGGUGAUUGGUACAUCAAUCUCGUUCUCUCUCCAGGAGUCAGGGAGCACAAGUGUCUCCCCUUUUCGGGGUUUGCUGAAGGAGUUCGACCACCAUUUGCUGUCAGCUGCAGAAGCUUGCAAACUGGCAACAGCCUUCAGUCCCUACACGCCCCUCUUUGUGCUCUCGGCGGUGAAUAUCCGUGGCACAUGCUUGUUGUCAUAUAGUAGUUCUAAGGACUGUCCUCCAGAAAUGAAAAAUUCAUAUCUGUGUGAAGCCAAAGAGGCCUUCGAAAUUGGCCUCCUCACCAAGAGAUAUGAUGAACAGGUUACUGGAAAACAAGAGCUUCACAGUCUCCUCAAAGCUGCUUUCGGCCUUACCACAGUGCACCAAAGACUUUAUGGGGAGACGGAGAUAGUCCGUGCAGCAGGUCAGCUCUGUAAUGAAGCUAUGGGAAAGCUGUACAGUUUCAGUACUUCCUCUGGAAGUCAGGAGAGAGAAGCUCUCUCCCGGCAGGUCUUGUCUAUUAUCGCCCAGGUAAAGGAUCAUUUACAAAUUCAAGUCUUCUCAAAUUUAGAUGGCAAGUCUUAUGUUCCAGAGAGUUUCAAGCAUGGGUUGGAUAAACCCAUCUUGUAUGGGCAAGUGGAUUUCCAAAACAUCCUUGAAGCCUAUUCACAGCACCAUACUUCAGUGUGUGAAGUAUUUGAAAGCUCUUGUGGAAACAACAAAAAUAAACAGAAAGAUACAGAAACAGGAGUCUGCAUCACUACUCUAAAAACAGAGACAAAAAACAUAGACACUGUGUGUACUACUGAAGACCAAUCACAUUUUGAAAAAGGCAUGGUAAUAUCUUCCUCCCAAAUGGCCAAGAAUAAUCAGGAGAAACUCAGGAGGAUAGGAAGGAAAAACUGGCCCCAUUCUGAUGCUUUUCGAGUCUCCUUGGAUCAAGAUGUAGAGACUGAGGUUGAGUCACCAGACCACAGCCAGGGUAAAGGAGCUGUUUUGAACAAGUCUCUGAGUGACAGCUGUUGCUCUAGUUCUUGGAGCAAGUUAUCAGGGGUCAGUUCUUCUACAAGCUGGGAGGAAGUGAGUUAUAUCGAUGAAAGGUCAACCAGAAAAGAGCCUUGCAAAGAAGACCAGCUUGUGGAUACUCAGUGUUCCACUGCCCUGUCUGAAGAACUCGAGAUUGUUGAGGACGGCAGAGCUGUACAUCCACUGUCUUCAGAGCUUCAUGGUCUCUCUCUCCAAGGGUCCAAGGAUGACAAUUUAGAGUCUUCUCAAAGUCAGCUACACAAAGACAUGCCCUUGACAACCUUCUGUCCUCCUAACACAGCAGGCAUGUUCUUGGCCUCUGGCGCAGGGCUGUUAGAAGGAGCUCCAGAAGGUCUACAGAAAGUCAGAACCAUGGGAUCCGGAAACACUUCUGCUCAUUCCAGACCUUUGUUUGGUUCUGCUUUGUCCUCUUCUGAUUCUGGUUGGCCCAAGAACAUAGCCACAUAUCCUUCGGUCCGAGAAGAAGAAACCUUUGAACUAACUGAAUUUCCAGAAAUCAACUGUGAUGCCAAAGACAGGCAUGGGGAAGAAAUCAAAAGAGGCACAGGCCUUACAUUUAAAGAUAGCCCCUCUGGGCUUGACCCAGAAGGAGAAACAGAGGAAAAAGAAGAGGAUAUGCCCUUAGACUCUUAUGUAGUCAUGGAGGAUUCUCUGGGCAAAAGUUCUAUGAUGGCAUGUAGCUCUUUCACUCUUCAUUGGCCUGUUCAAAAUCCUGACUCAGGAAAGAGCAGAGGCUCAGUCAAAGAGCAAGACAUUGACCCUGAUGCAUCCACAGUGGAUGCGGAGGGCCAACUGCUCGACAGCACAGAUGUUCACCCCACAAGUGGGCGUGGCUCUUCUAGCCUGUGUGCUCUGAGGCAGCUGCAUAGUCAGGGGGCUGAGACCCUCGACCCAUCUGUAAGCAGUAACAUUGCCUUACCUGAUCUUAGCAAGGACUGCACUACCACAGAGGAAGGAAACAAACCAGGAAACAUACUAAACUGCAGCCAGAACUCCAGCUCAUCCUCGGCGUGGUUGAAAUCAUCAGCAUUUUCCAGCGGUUCUUCUGAGGGGGACAACCCCUGGUCCUUUCUGAAUUCCAGUGGCAGUUCUUUUGUUUUGUUGCCAGGAAUGAUAAGGCAAGAGAUCCUAGAGGCUCGAACCCUGCACCCUGAUGACUUUGAAAAACUCUUGGCAGGUGUGACGCAUGAUUGGCUGUUACAGAGACUGGAGAAUACAGGAGUUUUUAAGCCAAAUCAACUCCACCGAGCACACAAUGCUCUUUUAUUAAAAUACUCUAAAAAAUCAGAAUUAUGGACAGCCCAAGAAACUGUUGUAUAUUUGGGGGACUACCUGAAUGUGAAGAAGAAAGGCAGACAAAGGAAUGCUUUUUGGGUCCAUCAUCUUCAUCAAGAAGAGACUCUGGGGAGAUACGUUGGGAAAGAAUAUAAGGAGCAGAAGGGGCUCUGGUGCCACUUCACUGAUGUGGAACGACAAAUGACUGCACAGUACUAUGUGACAGAGUUUAACAAGAGACUUUAUGAACUAAAGAUUCCAACACAGAUAUUCUAUAUCCCAUCCACAAUAUUACUGAUUUUGGAAGGCAAGACAAUAAAGGGGUGUAUCAGUGUGGAACCUUACAUACUGGGAGAAUUUGUAAAGCUAUCAAAUAACACGAAAGUGGUUAAAACAGAAUACAAAGCCACAGAAUAUGGCUUGGCUUAUGGCCAUUUUUCCUACGAGUUUUCUAAUCAUAGAGAUGUUGUAGUCGAUUUACAAGGUUGGGUAACUGGUAAUGGAAAAGGGCUCAUCUAUCUGACAGAUCCCCAGAUUCACUCUGUUGAUCAGAAUGAUGUCACUACCAAUUUUGGAAAGAAAGGAAUUUUUUACUUUUUUAAUCACCAGCAUGUGGAAUGUAAUGAAAUAUGCCAUCGUCUUUCUCUGACAAGACCUUCAGUUGAGAAACCAAAAAAUUCAUAGACUAUCUGGUGUGGUAAUGGGGUAGGUUUAGUGCUGCUUACCUGUGUGGGGUCCUCCUCUCCUUCCAGCAUGCACAGUAUGGCAUAGCCCGAUCCCCUUGGGCUUAGGCAGGGCCACUGAAACUAGUUCUAGCCAAUAAUUUGUGAGACGCAUUGUCAAGUAUUAAUUUCAGGCCCAUAUCUCAUUGCCAGUGCAAGAUGCUGUGGAAUUACUUUCCCUCUGCCACAAUUAGCAAGAAUAUUAGCACAAGUCCUGUAGUGAGGGCAACCUGGAAAAGGCCCCCAUCGUGGACACAAAACAGAUGAGAAAUAAACUUUAGUGGCUUAAGCCAUCGAGAUGUUGGAGGCUUAUGUCACUGUCUAUCAACGCUGAUACUAUGGGUGUUUUUCUUAUUGAUUUAGGAGUUCUCUGUAUGUAUUAAAGAAUUCAGGACAUUGU
Molecule: messenger RNA, 4939 nt
Organism: Ailuropoda melanoleuca (giant panda)
Lineage: Eukaryota; Metazoa; Chordata; Mammalia; Carnivora; Ursidae
Gene: ALPK1
Product: alpha kinase 1
Exons: 11
Coding region: 1004-4501 (1165 amino acids)
Biological process (GO): protein phosphorylation; innate immune response; cytoplasmic pattern recognition receptor signaling pathway
Cellular component (GO): cilium
Molecular function (GO): protein serine/threonine kinase activity; ATP binding; monosaccharide binding
Source: RefSeq, a predicted model, not a curated record